Molecule: messenger RNA, 1749 nt
Organism: Chara braunii
Lineage: Eukaryota; Viridiplantae; Streptophyta; Charophyceae; Charales; Characeae
Source: the annotation of a GenBank genome assembly
GGUAGCAAAACUCCCGUGUCGCGACGGAUGCUUCUUCAUGUCACUUAGUGUUGUUUUCUUAUUGUCUUUUUCUGUGCGACCCUUCAGGAAAAACAGCGUCUGCCUCCGCCCCCGAAAAACGGUACGGCAGGUCUAAGCUCUACCACGACAAACCAUGGGCUCUUGAUUGGGUAGGUGGCCUUCAUAUGCCGGGUUGCGGAGCCGUUGUCUUUUUGAGCGAUGACAAUGGCCUGAGUUGGUACUGCUGCGGAGGGGUGGAGAAAUCGGAAGCGGGGAGGUUUACCUACGACGGCAGGAAGUUCAGGACCUUCUUCCUUACGUCUGUCUAUGAUAGAGAGGGGAAAAACUUGGUCAAGGAAGAUAAGAAGGUGUCUCUUGACCAUCGGCUCUUCCAAGGAUACGGGAUCAAGGCUUUGUCGAUGAAAGCGUUUGACGUGCGCGGGAACGGAACGGAGUUCCAAAUGCUGGAUCCGGAAAAGUUUCUUUCCAAAACCAAUGGCUACCGCGUGACUGGUUCCCUGCUUGUCGUCGACAGCGCUUUCAUGCUCAGCAGACCUUUGGUCCAAUUCAACAGCCCGGCGGACCAACUCGCAGCUUUCGUUAUGCGAUACAGGGAAGAGUUCGCGAGGCUGCUUGCUGCCCAGCAAGUUGACCGUGUUUUCGUGCCGAUUGACGCCCCGUCUUCGUCGGCUGCGGGGCCCAAAUGGCGCNAGUUCGCGAGGCUGCUUGCUGCCCAGCAAGUUGACCGUGUUUUCGUGCCGAUUGACGCCCCGUCUUCGUCGGCUGCGGGGCCCAAAUGGCGCGAAGAUCAGUCGGCCAGAGCGGGUGGAAAGAGGAAGCAAUUGCCGACUGCCCCGUUUUCGUCGGCUGCGGUUGUCCAGGCUCUGCCCGCUCCGGUUCCGCCCUCGGAUCGGCAAGGUCGCAAUGCGGCCGAGCUGUCCAGCGAGGCCACAGACUACGACGACCGAGCUGUGCGCUAUCGGGCUGGUCCCCAACAUCGUUCACGGGGAGGUGCAGGUGCCUUCGAUGAUGAGGAAUGCGAGGGCCAAGAUGGGGAGGGCGGUGGUUGGGAUGGGGAGGGCGGUGGUGAGGAGGGGGAGGGCGGUGGUGAGGAGGACGAGGGCGGUGGUGAGGGGGACGGCGGUAACGAAGGAGAUGUUGAAGGUGAGGACGAUGGCAUGGACGAGGAGAGAGACGAUGUUGGCGAGGAAGUCGAAGACAAUCGCUCCUCCCAAUUUCAUCGUCGUCACCACAACGAAUCGCAGGGGCGCCGUGAGGACGACGCCUGCCGUGUCGGUGACGCGGUCGAUGCUGGUGGCCAGCCUGCAGCCUCCCGCGGAAUGUCGCAGUCCUAUGACCAGACGAAGGAUGGGAGACACGAACCUGGCUCACGGAGAAAGCGAAAGAGGGGAGAGGCGUCGACCUCUCCUGCGAGUCGAACAAAACAGGCGUUGGCCGACACCGUCAAUGAAGCUCGCGGAGCGUUGACGGCAUCACAGGAAGCGCGGGCUCCUCGGAAAACUGCUGGGGGGGGCGAAGUGGCAGCCGCGGGGGCGGUCGCGGCGGMGGUAGGAAAGGCUCGCAGAGGUCCAGGGCACCUGAGCUGCGGACUCGGGGGAUGAGGGCGAGGGGGUGGGGCCUCGCAUGCCCGAAGACAUUGAAAAGCUGGUUCAGGACGCCGCGCUCGUGGACACGGCACAAUGUUUCUUCCUCGAAUACAACGAACAGGGCUUCGCCAGGCAAGACGUC